Messenger RNA from Suillus plorans, 479 nucleotides. RefSeq lists its product as uncharacterized. Lineage: Eukaryota; Fungi; Basidiomycota; Agaricomycetes; Boletales; Suillaceae. The transcript has 3 exons. The coding region runs from base 90 to 344 and encodes 84 amino acids. The record is from RefSeq and is a predicted model, not a curated record.
GUCUCGCAGUCUGGAUUGCGGUAAAACACUUCCGUGAACUGCGAUUAUAUCUGGCAGGAGGGAUUAUCGGGGACUGUUUUACGGUGUUGAUGAAAACUCACGUGGGAGCUUUGUUUGCUGUCUCUUGCUUCGACCUCAUUAUUUUAUUCUCUCCAACAUCAUCAACGAGCCGAUAUCUCCUAGAAGAUCAGACUUUGUUUGGCUUGUUUCAGAUUUUGGAGGUCGUGAUGUUCGUGCUAGGACCACGGCUGAUCCUUGGCAUUCGAGAAUAUAAUGCUGAACUCGUGGCUGACUCCGAGAGCGUGUGCAUAUAUCGACUGGCAGUGGUGUGUAAUGCUCGAUGAAGUUGACGCGAACCGUUGUCUAGUGCUUGCAGGGAGCAUGGGCAAUUUGUUUUUUGUUUCUAUUCCAAGCCUCGUUGCAGUGCUCAAGUAGUUAUUUGGUAUCACAAAAUAGAUGUCAAGGAGACAUAGGUUUAG